AUGUGGUAUGAUGGUGAUGAUGUUGGAUGUGGUGAUGAUGAUGGUGAUGAUGUUGGAUGUGGUGAUGAUGAUGGUGGUGAUGUUGGAUGUGGUGAUGAUGAUGAUUGUGAUGUUGGAUUUGGUGAUGAUGGUGGCAAUGGUGAUGAUGAUAGUGGUGAUGGUGUUGUUAGAGGUGAUGAUGAUGGUGGUGAUGGUGUUGUUGGAGGUGAUGAUGAUAGUGGUGAUGGUGACAUGGUGUUGUUGGAGGUGAUGAUGAUAGUGGUGGUGGUGAUGUUGAACAUGGUGAUGGUAGUGAUGAUGAUGAUGGUGAUUAUGUUGGAGGUGGUGAUUGUAAUGGUGCAAAUAGG
This is a messenger RNA of Paramuricea clavata, 347 nucleotides long. The record is from the annotation of a GenBank genome assembly. Lineage: Eukaryota; Metazoa; Cnidaria; Anthozoa; Malacalcyonacea; Plexauridae.